UCUAAUCCCUUAUGUGAGUGUCAGGUGGCUCUGUGUGCAUGUGGACAAGAGGCACAGGCGACUAAGUUACCUGUUGCGGCGUUCAGGGUGAAAGUCUCUUUGUUGUCAGAAGAUCAAGCUCAACUUCAAAGGCAUGAAAUUUGUCCAUGAUGAUCUGUGGGAAACCGAAUCCAGGGGAUUCAGCAACUUCCCCCUCCUCAGAGAAAGAGGCAAGCUCAGCUGUGGGAAGCUCCCGGUGUGGCGGUAACCCUCAGCUGAAACAGGGCCUUUGCAGGGUGGAGGCAGCACGCUGCAGCCAGGAACUGUCACAUUACUCUCAGCUCCACAGUGGGACGAGGGCACCUGAAUACAGGCUGUGAGGGAGGGUAAGAGAGUGUGAGUGAGGCUAAACCAAACACAGGGAAAGAAGGACGUGUCUGCAGCAGCAACAGAGUCCAACUUGGGACUUGGGAGACACUUUUUCCUCUUGAGUCAAAGGGAUCAUAGCUUUGUGUCACAAAAAUUGUGGCUAAAAGUGCUCCAGCUCCUUUACAACAUUUUGGAUCUGUUUGAAAAAGAAACGGUACAAUGGAUAAGGAUGCUCUAGUGGACUAUGAGUACCCGGACCUGGAUCCUUUGCCAUCCAAAAUUGAAGUGGAAAUAAUCCCUCCAUGUGACCCCACUGCUGAUGACAGGCUCUACCAUAUAUGCAUCACUGCGAUAUCCCUUGUUGUGAUGCUGAUCCUAGCAAUCUUAGCCAGACGCACAAAGGUGGGGGACAGACAGAAAGGCCUCCCAGGUUUACUCAGUCCAGUCAACUUCCUGGAUCAUACGCAGCACAAGGGCCUUGCAGUGGCUGUGUUUGGAGUGCUCUUGUGCAAACUAUGGGGCCUGAUCAUAUCUCCAGACCCCCUCCCCUUCACAACAGGCACAGUAAAUAAACAACACUGGGUGAUUCUUGGAGUCUUCUACUACCCCGCACUAUACUACCCUCUCCUGGCAUGUGGCACUUUACAUAAUAAAGUUGGCUACGUACUUGGCAGCCUCUUGUCUUGGACACAUUUUGGGGUUCUGGUCUGGCAGAAAAUUGACUGUCCCAAGACACCUUUGAUAUACAAACACUACUCCCUUUUCUCCAGCCUGCCCCAAAUAGCUUGCUUGGCAUUCCUUAGUUUCCAGUAUCCCCUUCUUCUAUUCAAGGGCCUAAAGGGCACUGAAAAGAACAAUGCUACAGAGGAUCUCAGCAGUAGCUACUAUAAAGACUAUGUGAAGAAAAUGCUCAAGAAGAAGCCUGCCAAAAUCAGCACAUCAAGCAAAGAGACACCAAAGCUCCCUCAAAGAAUAAUAGAUGCUGUGAAGUCAUACAUUUAUACACCAGAGGAAGCUUUCCGUUUUCCACUGAAGUUGGCUAUAUCUGGUGUAGUGUCAUUUAUAGCCCUGUAUCAGGUCGGUCUUCUGCUGAUAUCGACAGUGGUGCCAGUACUUCAGACUGCCCGUGCUGGAGUCGAUGGAGACAUUGCCAACGUUUUAGCUGGUUUCAGGAUUGUGCUGUCUCCAGACAAAAAUGAAGUGGUCAGGAUAGUGGUUUAUUACAUGUGGUGUGUGGAAGUGUGCUAUAUCUCAGCAAUGACCCUGUCUACUUUGGUGAACUUGGCUAUGCUCAUGCGGUCCAUGGUUCUGCACCGGUCAAACCUGAAGGGGCUGUACAGAGGAGAUAUCUAUAAUGUUUACAACUGCCAGAGAAGCAUCAGGGCUUCCCGGCCAGCACUGGUCUGCUGGAUGGGAUACACCAGCUUCACAGCAGCUCACAUCUUUAUCGGCAUGAUCGUCCAAACUAUGGUGUUCUUUCUUUGCCUCCUGAUCGCUGUCUUCCUCAUUAUCAUACCGGUCCUGCACAGACAGAAUCUGAUCCUCUUUAAGAUCAUGUGGAGCAUGUGGCCCUUCUGGCUGAUGAUUCUCUUGGCUGUGUUGAUUCAACAUAUCGCCGGCAGGUUUUGCUUCAUUAAAAAAACAGCAGGCACACGAGACCUAGACAACAGGGGUAAUCUGUUCUUGCUGACCUACCUGCUGUUUCCAGUCAAUGUUCUGAUCGGGGUGCUACUAGCACUGUGGCGCAUGGUCAUCACAGCCCUGUUCAACAUUGUCCACAUGGGUCGCUUGGAUAUCAGUCUUCUUAACCGCAAUGUGGAGGCAUUUGACCCAGCCUACCGCUGCUAUGCUCAUUAUCUGAAGAUUGAGGUGAGCCAGUCUCACCCCGUGAUGAAGGCCUUCUGCGGGAUGCUGCUGCAGUCUAUGAGCAAGGAGAGCAAUGCUGCACAGAGGUCACGGGAUCUUGAAGAGGGGAUCCAGCUGGUCCUGCAGGAGAAGAAACUAUACAAAGUGUCCAGUGCCAAGAGGGCCUGCAGGCACUGGCAGCUCCUCUACACUCUGGUCAACAACCCCUCCCUGGUGGGUACCAGGAAGCACUUCCAGCGUCCAACCACAGAGAGCUUUCUGAACGGAAGCCUCAACCGCAGCGUCGAGAAGGGGAGUAAAAAGGAGGCAGCUACCAAGGAGGCAGAGGCCGCUGCCAACAACUGAACAUGAAUGUUAUCCUGAUUAAGGAGUUGGCUGCAAUGUCUCACUUGUUGUUUUUUUUGUCUCCUACAUCUACUGUAGAUGUGUCUGCAGUUGGUGCACUUAUAGUUCAGUGCCAUAUGUAGAGAUAUUGAGAGCCUUUCCUAUCUGGAGCCUUUCCCACUUUGUGCUCUUUAUUAUCCCCUGGUUGUUUAUAUCUGAUGCCCACAGUCUCCAGUCUGAUGGGAAAGCUUGUGAGGCACUGACCUCCCAUCCAAACGCACUCAUUAUGUGUAAUUUCCAACAUGUUUAUGUGCUUAUUUUGGGAUAGUGCUCAUUUGCUUUAUGUUUCAACCUGUGGGUUAAUCACAUGUUUUCCAGCAGGUUAUUAUCAUAGUGCAGGUAAUGCAAAUUUGUAGUUUCCCAAACGAAACACAUGGAUGUACACUCACAUCUCUAAAGCAUCAUUUUUAAAGAGGGUAUUAUUAGUAUGUAGAGUAUUUCACUAUUUAUUAAUUUACAGAAUGAUCUGUUUUCAUCAACUAGAUAAUACUUUUUUUUUCAAUUGUACACAUUUUGUGUAAUUAACAGUAACCUGUGGAAUAUGAAUGAACCUGUUUGUAUUUUCUGUUUUAUUUGUUGAUCCUUAAGUCCAAAACCACUUGCUGCUACCAGCGUUUCUCUCAUUUUCUGUCAAAGCUCUUUUCUGGUUUCUGAUAUUCAUUCUCUGCAUUUAUAGAAAAUACUGGCUUUUAAGUGAAAAUAUGAAUGCCCGAAAUUUCCUUGUGAUGACUUUGAAAAUAAAACUGAAACAAAA
This is a messenger RNA of Larimichthys crocea (large yellow croaker), 3352 nucleotides long. RefSeq names its product signaling receptor and transporter of retinol STRA6 (gene stra6). The record is from RefSeq and is a predicted model, not a curated record. Lineage: Eukaryota; Metazoa; Chordata; Actinopteri; Sciaenidae. Gene Ontology annotation, molecular function: retinol transmembrane transporter activity; signaling receptor activity. The transcript has 18 exons. Gene Ontology annotation, cellular component: plasma membrane. Bases 568 to 2559 code for a protein of 663 amino acids. Gene Ontology annotation, biological process: vitamin A import into cell.